CUGAAAAAUUAAAGAAGACAAAACACAGUUGUGAUUAAAACAAAAAGAUAAAAUGUAUGGUAACCAAACUGAGGUGGUAAAUGUCAGAUUUUUCAGACAUUGCAGAUGCUAUCUUAUGAUGCCACUUGGGACCAUAUCCUCUAGCUCUAGUGCCAAUUAUGUUAAUGAUGGACACAGAAUUCAAGAUCUUGUUGAUGAUUCAAGAUUUGAAAUCUAAAGGCUGGAUCAGUAACGCAGGCAGUGAAGAAGCUCUCUAACUCAAGAAUAAAACAAUUACUUUCGGAGUCCAAAAGUCCAGCUUCAAUAAGUUGUCAGAUAGAUACAGUAACGCCCAACAACUCCGGAAUUAUCGAAUGGAACUAGAGAAUCUGCAAGAUGUUAAACUUAACCAUGAACACCAACACUUGACAAUAAUGACAAUGGAACUCCAUGUCCACACAAGAGGAGAACUCAGACCCAACCCUGACCAAGACGCUGUCUGCUGCAUAUUUUACAACAUCACCAAUGACUGUCCAGACCCUUUGAUUUCACACAUUAAAGGAGUGAUUUAUGUGAGUGAAGAUGGAACAGAGGAAAAGAUGCCCCAUCUCCAGUCUCAUCUACAGGCUGUUCCGAAUGAACAGUCUCUGAUAGCUGCCUUUGUUGCUCUUGUACGCAAGUGGGAUCCAGACAUAUUUGUUGGUUAUGAGAUUGAACAGCUGUCUUGGGGCUACCUACUGCAACGUGCCUACGUACUCAAUAUCAACUUGACAGUCGAGCUGUCUCGAGUAAGAGUCCUGACGUCCACGGAUAGUGAGACUAAAGAGAUAAAUGAUGAUGACUCGGAGAUUCGUCUCACUGGAAGGAUUGUGCUUAAUCUCUGGAGAUUCUUGAGACAUGAGGUCGCUCUACAGAGUUAUACGUUUGAAAACAUCGCUUAUCACAUACUUCACCAGCGAAUUCCUCUGUUUUCUUUCCGUAUUCUGACAAACUGGUGGGCCCACCGGACCAAAAUGUACAGGUGGCAAGUGUUUGAGCAUUACCUCACACGUGUGGAAGGCAUUGUGAAGAUAAUGCAGCAGUUGGAUCUUGUCGGCAGAACCAGUGAAUUCGCUCGACUAUUUGGAAUCCAAUUCUACGAGGUUUUAUCACGAGGUUCUCAGUUCCGGGUGGAGUCCAUGAUGCUGCGACUGGUGAAGCCACUGAACUAUGUGGCAGUGUCGCCCAGUAUGCAGCAGAGAGCCAGGAUGAGAGCGCCAGAGAGUCUGCCUCUCAUUAUGGAACCUGAGUCCAGAUUCUACACUGACCCUGUCAUUGUUUUGGAUUUUCAGAGUUUGUACCCUUCAAUCAUUAUCGCUUACAACUACUGUUUCUCCACGUGUAUGGGCAGAAUCGAACAUUUGGGAAGAUCUGAACUAUUUGAAUUUGGAUGCACUCAAUUGAGGGUUCCAAUAGAUGAGCUCAGCCGUCACAAGGACAACCUCAACUUCUCCCCAUGCGGUGUAGCUUUUGUCAAUCAGUCAGUGGUGAAGGGGGUGCUGCCUCGCAUGCUGGAGGAAAUCCUCAAUACUCGUCUCAUGGUGAAACAGUCGAUGAAAGAGAAGAAAGACAACAAAACACUGCAAAGAGUGUUGCAUGCCAGACAGCUGGGGCUCAAACUCAUUGCAAAUGUCACGUACGGGUACACGGCAGCUAACUUUUCUGGAAGAAUGCCUUGCAUUGAGGUGGGAGACAGCGUGGUGAGCAAAGCUCGGGAAACAUUGGAGCGGGCAAUCAGCUUGGUGGGGAGGACCACCCGGUGGGGUGCCAGAGUUAUCUACGGGGACACGGAUUCCAUGUUUGUGCUGGUACCGGGAAAGUCCAGGGAAGAGGCGUUCCGGAUAGGUGCUGAGAUUGCGGAGGCAGUUACAAAUGACAAUCCGAAACCUGUGAAACUUAAAUUAGAGAAAGUCUAUCAGCCUUGCUUACUGCAGACAAAGAAAAGAUAUGUGGGCUACAUGUAUGAGAGUCCCAGCCAAGACAAACCGGUUUAUGAUGCGAAAGGCAUUGAGACAGUCCGGAGAGAUGGAUGUCCAGCUGUUGCCAAGAUAUUGGAGAAGACGCUGCGGAUCCUUUUCGAGACCAAGGAUGUGAGCUUGGUGAAACGCUACGUGUGUCGACAGUUUGGCAAAGUGUUGUCCGGCCGCAUCAGUAUCCAGGAGCUGACGUUUGCCCGAGAUGAGUACCGGGGAGCUGCUGGAUACAGGCCCGGAGCUUGUGUUCCUGCUCUUGAGUUGGCCAAGCAGUGGCGGCACUGUGGAUCCACGCCUGGAGCCAAGAGUAGGCCAGAGAGUGCCUUACGUUAUUGUGGCGGGGCCCCCAGGUCUUCCACUCAUCAGACUGGUGCGCAGCCCCGCCACUCUGCUAGCAGACGACAGCCUCAAGAUAAAUGCUGAGUAUUUACAUCUCCC
This is a messenger RNA of Homalodisca vitripennis (glassy-winged sharpshooter), 2429 nucleotides long. RefSeq names its product DNA polymerase zeta catalytic subunit-like. The record is from RefSeq and is a predicted model, not a curated record. Bases 354 to 2414 code for a protein of 686 amino acids. Gene Ontology annotation, biological process: double-strand break repair via homologous recombination; error-prone translesion synthesis. Gene Ontology annotation, cellular component: nucleus; zeta DNA polymerase complex. The transcript has 15 exons. Gene Ontology annotation, molecular function: DNA-directed DNA polymerase activity; nucleotide binding; DNA binding. Lineage: Eukaryota; Metazoa; Arthropoda; Insecta; Hemiptera; Cicadellidae.